Paramecium octaurelia is the source of this 1032-nucleotide messenger RNA. NCBI's taxonomy places the organism in Eukaryota, Ciliophora, Oligohymenophorea, Peniculida, Parameciidae. The record is from the annotation of a GenBank genome assembly.
AUGGUUUUAAUUCACUAUAAGAAAACAGAGUUGAAUCAAUUCUUGUACGAAUGUGCUGCUAAUACUCCAACUGAUUAAGUCAUAAAGGACCUAGUAGAGAGUAAUAAAACAUGAAUAUCACUUAGUAAAUAACAUGAGAAUUAUUCUUGAUCGUUUGGCAUGCGCCAUGGAGGAUUUAGCCACCCAUGGUAAUAUGCAAUUAGUAUUCAUUAAAUAGGACCCUUGAAACCUGAGGACACGAGAGGACUAUCAGAAUAAUCCCUAAUUGAUGCAGCAAUCGAAACUAUGGCACCUGAGAAAAAGCCUUGGGCAGUUACUCCUUAAUAGUUAUUGCCUGGUCAAAGAUUGAAUCCUGAUAAGACAGCUUAUCGUACUGGAGUGAUUCAGACAGAAGAAUUGUCUAAGAUGGUCAUUGAGAAUUGUGCCAAAGUCAAACAAGCAAUUUCAAAAAACUUAGUUGAUUUAAAAUAAUGUCUGACUACAAAGAUCGUCUAAGAACAACUAGAUUUGUUGAGAGGCUGUAUGAUGAUCUGUUAUCCUGGAUAUCAUGGAUUACCACCUUGGGAACCAGCCAGAGAAAUCUUGGAGGGUCAGUUUGACACUUAAGCCACAUUUACAGAAUAGUAUGAUUUUUUGGAGGAGAAAAGCACAUCCUUAUGGUGGGCUGGCAAGGAGUUAUUGAGAGGCAAAUUGUUGUCUGAUUUCAUUGGGAAGAAUGACAAGACCAAAAUUGUAAUUGCCAAUCAUUUAUAUUUAAUUAGAUUGUGAGAUUAUAAAGGACAGGGGCAGGGGCUCCAGUUAGGGAACCUGCAGUGGAUGCUGAAACCUAAAAGAAAAUGAUGGCAUUCUAUUAUAAGAAAUAGCAAGAACAGAAGGUAUUUCUGGUUUGAUAAGUGUUUAGGAAUUAGAAGCUGAGAAUGAGGAUCAAUAUCUAAACUCUUAAUGGGCCAAUCCUAAAUAAUUGAAAUAGUAGUUGAUGGGAGCUAGCGAUUAAAUUUCAUGGAAACCUAAGUGAUCUUCACGUUGUGUAAU